UGUGUGUAGCUCUAGAGCCAAGCAACAUGGCAGCAUUCGCAGAUAGACACUAAGGUAAACGUGAAUGAAAUAAACGGAGCGGAACGGUCAAAUGUGCAGGUUGGGUCCCCGGAGGUCUGCUGCUGCUCUUCUGUGACGUCUCCCCCAGACCCCUCCCCUCAUUAUGGCCAGCGAGGAGGACGAUGACCCCAUCAUACAAGAGAUUGAUGUAUACCUAGCUAAAAGCCUUGCGGACAAGCUCUAUCUGUUCCAGUAUCCAGUACGCCCUUCCUCUAUGACCUAUGAUGAUGUCACUCAUCUAUCGGCCAAGAUCAAGCCCAAGCAGCAAAAGGUGGAGUUGGAGAUGGCCAUUAACACUCAGAGUCCUAACUACUGUCGAAGUAAAGGAGAGCAGAUCGCCCUCAAUGUGGACGGAACCACCUCAGAGGACUCCAACACCUACUCUGUAAAGAUGAUGGACAAGCAGACGUUCACAUCCAUCCAGUCCACAACCAACACCUCCAGAUACGCUGCUGCUGUCUUCAGGAAAGGGGAGCUCCACGUCACGCCGCUGCAGGGUAUCCUCCAGAUGCGACCCAGCUUCUCCUAUCUGGAUAAGGCUGACAGCAAACAUAGAGAGCGGGAGACCGCUAACGAAGGGGGAGACUCUUCUCAGGAUGAGGCGGAGGAGGACGUCAAGGCCGUCACUGUGAGGUUUUCCCGCCCUGAGUCGGAGCAGGCUCGUCAGCGGCGUAUCCAGUCCUAUGACUUCCUUCAGAAGAAACAGGCAGAGGAGCCCUGGGUCUACCUGCAUUACCACGGCCUCAACGACGGGCGUUCGGACCACGAGAGGCAAUACCUGUACUGCCAGGCCAUGGGAGGCUCCGAGAACACAGAACUGGUGAAAACACCAAAGGAGUACCUGGCAAUGCUCAUGCCCCCUAUUGCAGAGGAGAAGAUUGUGAGGCCUGUAGGUCCCAGUAACGUGCUGUCCAUGGCCCAGCUCCGGACCCUGCCGCUAGGUGACCAGGUCAAGACCCUGGUAAAGAACGUCAAAGUGAUGCCGUUUGCCAACCUGAUGGGUUUGUUGACCCCUGGGACAGACUCCACUGCAGUGCUGCGCUGCAUCCAGCAGGUGGCGUUACUGGUGCAGGGCAACUGGGUGGUCAAGAGUGACGUGCUGUAUCCUAAGAACAGCUGUAGUCCCCACAGUGGUGUGCCUGCUGAAGUGCUGUGUCGAGGAAGAGACUUUGUGAUGUGGAGAUUCACUCAGGAGCGCUCAGUGAUGAGGAAGGAGAUCACAGCCAUCAUCAAGCUCCCCCCAGAGGAUGUGAAGGACUUCCUGGAACACAUGGCGGUGCCUCGUAUAAACCGUGGCUGGGAGUUCCUGUUGCCAAGUGACGGUGACUUCAUCAAAAAGCACCCUGACGUGGCCCAGCGGCAGCACAUGCUGUGGAUGGGGAUACAGAGCAAAUUGGAGAAGGUCUUCAACUUCUCUAAGGAGGACCUGGUAUCCAAAAAGGACCCACAAACAGAACCUAUGUACGUGAGUGGCGAGCAGCGUCUGAAGGCUGCCCGUGAGCGUGCACAACAGAACCAGCCCGCUCUUCAGAAGGACCUGAGUGCUCGUCGACAGGAAAAGGGUGGAGCCGGAGCGAGCGGUGGAACCGGGAUCAGAGUCAAAGAGGAACCUGUCAGCGACGGUGAAGACGAACCCAUGGACACAUCCUCUUCCUCCUCUGCUCUCCCUAACGGGUGGGUAAACGGUUACCCCUCCGCCGCCGCCACUUCCCCUGCCUUGAAUCCUCAUAACGGGCACGGCGGGACUCCCACGCCCUCACCGUCCCCUGAGCUGAGGGACUUUGUGUGGAACACAUUCAGGAAGCAGCACGUGCUGACGCUGAGCGAAGUCAAGAGGCUGUUCAACCUCCACCUGGCCUCCCUGCCUCCGGGACACAGCCUGUUCCACUCCAUCUCAGACCGCCUGCUACAGGAUACUAUACUGAUGAGCCACUGCAAACAGAUACUGGUGCCUUUUCCAGCCCAGAGCACAGCAGCUGCUGAUGAGCAGAAGGUGUUUGCGGUGUGGGAGACAGGAGAGACAUUCGACAAGCAUCGUCAGGUCCUGUAUGAGAUCUUCAUGAAGAACUACCGGGUGAGGAGGAACGUGAUCCAGACCAGGCUGACGCAGGAGCUGGGAGACCAGGUUACCAAGGCCGAUGUGGACCGCCUGCUCAAGGAGUGCUGUGUGAGCUUAGGAGGGAUGUGGUACCUCAAGGGUACCCUACAGUCCUGACAACGUUGAGGAGACGCCCCUGUGGCCACCAUCAUCCAACCAAACCCACUCCCCCAGAGCCUAGUGGGAGGGCUCUGUACGGGGAGACGGGGCAGCCAGACACACAAACCAAUCACAGCCCUCCUGCCCCCAGCUCAGGACUUGGAUUGGAGGUCUGAGAUGUCCGUCAUCUGCUCCGGUCAGAACAUAACGCUUGUUGUUAAUGCAGCUGAAGAAGUCACUUCUGAGCUCGGCCCAAACGAAUGCCGGCCUGGUGGACAGAAGACCUAUCCAUAUUCACGCUAAGGGCUGGAGCAGGAGCAGAGGAGAUGUAUAUGACUGAGACAAUACUAAAAAAAUAGGAGAUGUACUAUGCCAUUAUUUUCCAAUCUGUUUCUCUAGUACCCCCCAGAACUGCUCAUUUUUGCUCUAGCCCAGAACCGGUACACUUGAUACAACUAAUGUGGGUGGCUGGUUCAGGGUCUGAGCACAAAUGUGCAGUCCUGGAGGUACUCGAAGAAUGGAUCGGGGAACACUGUACUAUGCCAAUGAGAAUUAGACUAUUUUAAAUUUAUAAAGUGAUCCUUAAUUAUUUUGUUUUUGAAUUUAACAUAUUUUACCAGACUGAGGGUGGUGUCCACUAAGGAAUCAAGUGAGUGCAGUUCAUAGUCCAAUGAUGUGUGUGUGUGUGUGUGUGUGUGUGUGUGUGUGUGUGUGUGUGUGUAUAUACAGUA
Messenger RNA from Coregonus clupeaformis (lake whitefish), 2988 nucleotides. Its product is annotated as DNA-directed RNA polymerase III subunit RPC5-like. Gene Ontology annotation, cellular component: RNA polymerase III complex; nucleus. The coding region runs from base 164 to 2275 and encodes 703 amino acids. The record is from RefSeq and is a predicted model, not a curated record. Gene Ontology annotation, biological process: DNA-templated transcription. The transcript has 20 exons. NCBI's taxonomy places the organism in Eukaryota, Metazoa, Chordata, Actinopteri, Salmoniformes, Salmonidae.